ACGGGCCAACUUGUUCUAUCGGUAAUCAACUACUGCUAUACCUUCUUCUUCAAUUCAAAGCCAAAAAAAAAAAGCUACCAAAUUUCUCAUUCCAUUAGCUUAGAUAUCUGUGUUGCAGAAAGUCAUUGGUAAGAGUUAUUAAUUUGUGUUUCAUGGCCGUUUCUCCUCGGGUUUUCCCGCCAAGAAAGCGCUGGCCGUCGACGGGCUCCUCCAUAUCUCCGAAAUUUGCAGACUUGAACCUGGUAAAAUCUCUUCUUUCUUUGUCUCAAGAAAUCUCCGCCCUCAAACCUAUUCAAUGUCUCCUAAUACAAAAGUCCCUUUCCACCAUAAACAAGUCGAAGCUUCUAGCUAUCGUAUUCGAGGAGCUUCUUCGCAACCCAGUUUCCACCUCCUUCUCUCCUUCGAUCCUCCUCUGCUUCGAAGAAAUGUACUUAGUUUUCCAGAGAAUAAAGACUUUAAUGGAAGAUUGUUGCAGCGGAAGCAAGAUGUGGCUGCUCAUGCGAAUCCAACCAUUGGCCAACAGUUUCCACGAGCUCACCCUCGAAUUGUCCACUCUCCUCGAUAUCUUCCCCGUCAAUGAAUUGGAUUUGAGUCAAGACGUGGAGGAGCUCUUCGUUUUGGUAAGAAAACACUGCUUCCAAUCUAAACCAUCGGUAGAUCCCAGAGACGAUUCUCUCAGGCGAGAUGUUCUAGCUUUGCUUCAUCAGAUUAAGAAAGAGAUCGUCCCUCAUCACUUAAAGCUUAAACAGAUUCUGGAUAAUUUAGGGUUACGCGACCAAUCAAGUUGUAGAGAAGAAAUCGAGUGUCUCCAAGAUGAAAUCCAGAACCAAAUCGAUGAAAAGUCCAAAUUAGAUAUUGCUUCUUUGAUUGGUCUCCUUCGUUAUGCUAAAUGUGUUCUAUUUGGAUCUUCAACGACGCAACUGGAACCAGACCAUCGCCGGCGGAAUUCAUUGUCGGAGAUUGCUGUUCCGGCGGACUUUCGGUGUCCGAUAAGCUUAGAGUUAAUGCGGGACCCGGUUGUCGUGGCCUCUGGACAGACGUACGAUCGCGAAUCGAUUAAUCAGUGGAUUGAAUCUGGACACAACACGUGUCCAAAGACUGGUCAGACCCUGGCCCACACCAAUCUCAUCCCUAACCGCGCUUUGAGGAAUCUUAUAGCCAUGUGGUGCCGCCAACAGAGAGUCCCGUUUGAAACCGUGGGAAGUAACGAGAAAGUUAGCGGUGUCAAAGCCACCAAAGCCGCCUUUGAAGCUACGAAAAUGACGGUGUACUUUUUGGUCAACAAACUUUCGGCUUCUCCAUCCAUGGAGGCAGCUAAUGCCGUCACUUAUGAGCUUCGAGCCCUGGCUAAAACUGACUCCGACAGCCGAGCCUGCAUCGCUGAAGCUGGCGCAAUUCCGAUCCUUGUCAGAUGUUUAGGUUCGGGUGUAGGCUCCGAACACCCAAACCUUCAAGUCAAUGCCGUUACAACGAUUCUUAAUCUUUCCAUCCUAGAAGCAAACAAAACGAGGAUAAUGGAAACCGACGGAGCUUUAAACGGUGUUAUCGAUGUAUUACGUUUUGGUGCCACAUGGGAAGCCAAAGGAAAUGCGGCAGCUACAAUAUUCAGCUUAUCCGGUGUUCACACCUACAGGAAAAGGCUGGGGAGGAAGACACGUGUCAUAAAAGGAUUGAUGGAUUUGGCAAAAGACGGGCCCACUAAUUCUAAAAGGGAUGCACUCGUGACUAUUUUGAAUUUGGCGGGAGAUAGGGAGACCGUUGGGAGGCUAGUGGAAGGAGGAGUUAUAGAGACGGUGAUCGGAGUCAUUAACGUGCUACCAGAAGAGGCCGUGACGAUACUCGAGGCGGUGGUGAAGAGAGGCGGACUGGUGGCGAUUGCAGAGGCUUACAAUUCAAUUAAGAAACUGGGUGUUAUUUUGAUGGAAGGAUCGGAUACUGCGAGAGAAAGCGCAGCAGCUAGUUUAGUCACUAUAUGUAGAAAAGGGGGAUUGGAGGUUGUGGCAGAGCUGGCAGCGGUUCCAUCGAUCGAAAGGAUUAUAUGGGAAGUGAUGGGGACGGGAACAAUGAGAGCUCGACGGAAGGCUGCGGUGCUGUUGAGGAUUCUUCGGAGAUGGAGUGCUGGGUUGGAUACGAAUGAUGUUGUGGAUAGUUCAGUCAUGAGCGUGGGUACAUUAACAACAAUGUUGCCAGCAUAAUUGGAAACCAGUCGUUUCAUUUUCUUAAAAUUUUACCCCUUCUGUAUUGCCGCUAAAUCUCACAAAUCAAAAAUCAUUCUUUCAUACUCUAUAAACUUACUUUCAAAAGAACCAGGAUCUAUUCAUUGCUUUUAUUCCA
Molecule: messenger RNA, 2334 nt
Organism: Gossypium raimondii (Peruvian cotton)
Lineage: Eukaryota; Viridiplantae; Streptophyta; Magnoliopsida; Malvales; Malvaceae
Product: U-box domain-containing protein 16
Exons: 1
Coding region: 153-2195 (680 amino acids)
Biological process (GO): protein ubiquitination
Cellular component (GO): nucleus; cytoplasm
Molecular function (GO): protein binding; ubiquitin-protein transferase activity
Source: RefSeq, a predicted model, not a curated record